Symbiodinium pilosum is the source of this 2067-nucleotide messenger RNA. NCBI's taxonomy places the organism in Eukaryota, Dinophyceae, Suessiales, Symbiodiniaceae. The record is from the annotation of a GenBank genome assembly.
AUGCAAAGGGCUUUCGUCUCUGCACAUACUUGGUUGCUGACGUGCCGUGCCACCGCCUGCCACGUGGCUCUGGAGAACUCUAAGCUCGCCUCAGGAUCCGUCCUCCCUCGCCCUGUGGUGGCGAUUUCAACGUUCUACGUUCCGUGUACGUCCCGAUCUGGACAAACCCUAAAGUCCAGCGAUUCCAUGGAGUCUGUCAUCGAACUCGCUUAUGAAGGUCUCUACAUGUUGCGCAUUGAGCUUGUUUUCCUCGUUGUCUUCGGCUUGCUUUGGGUUGCUGGCCGGGUCUUCGGCACAGCGAAGCGGACACAGCCCGGAAACCCUAAGGGCAGUGGCCGCAAAGCUGGCCCAGCAAGCACCCAACGCCGUCCUGGCCUCACCCAGCGACGCCCCGGCUCUGGCGAUGAGAACCUGAGCCCGAACUUGCCUAUCUCGGCCGUGGACCCCAAGAAGCUGCAGAACGCUUCCUGGGUGGUGACGCAGGUGACCCAACUUUGCCGCUCUCAGGUGCAGAAAGCGCUGGAGCUCUACCGCGCUGCGCUCCGGGCUGGCCUCAACUUGGAGGAGAUGUUGGCUGAGGAGAGCCAGCAGCUUUCCACAGGCCUUGUCACAGCUGCCAUCCGAGUGGGCCAGGCUGAGGACGCUCUGGGCGUCAUGAAGGACCUGCGCCGCGUCGGCCUCUCCACAGACCCUGCGUUGUUGGCCUCUGCUACAAAGCAGCUCGCACGCAAAGGGCUCUUUGCUGACUGCCUCGCCAUCUACGACUUUGCCUCGCAAGAUCCCAAGCUCACCAUUCAGGACAAGAGCGUUUGGAGCUGCCUUCUUUUCUGCGCCGUGGAGACCAAAGGCUAUGGCCGCUGCGCCUACUUCUUCGAGCGGCUCAAAGCUUGCGGCGCGCCCUCACCAAAAGACUUCGGCAACAUGGUGCGUUUUGCAUCUAGCACUGGCAACUGGCGCCUGGCAUUGAGCUUGAUUGACGAGAUGCACAAGGCCAAAGUCGAGGUGGACAGUGUCGUGUACAACACCGUUCUUGCUGCCUGCGUUAGCGCUGAGCAGCUGGAUCAGGCUCGACAGCUGCUGGAUGACAUGGUGGAGGCUGGUGGCGUUACAGACGUCAUCACCUACAACACUCUGGCAAAGGGCUAUGCCAAAGCGGGAUGCAUGGACACCUGCUUCGAGUUGUACAAUCUCAUGCGCUCGCGCGGCCUGACCCCGUCGCAAGUUACAUAUGGCAUUUUGCUGGAUGGCUUCAUCAAUGACAAUGAGGUCGAAAAGGCCGUGGAGAUUUUCAACACAAUGCGCGCUGAAGGGUGCCAAAUGAACACAGUGCUCUACACAACCUUGAUCAAGGGCUUUGCUCGUGCUGGACAAGUGGACCAAGCAGUUAAGAUCUACGAAGAGAUGCAGAAGGAGAGAUCCAUGCAGCCCGACGUCAUCACCUUCUCCAUCCUCAUCAAGGCAAACUGCGACGUGGGCAGGCUGGAGGAGGCCCUGAAGAUGCUUCUGGCCAUGAAGGAGGCCGGGCUCAAGCCCGACGAGGUGGUUUUUAACAACCUCCUCGGCGGCUGCAUCAACGACUGCAAGAUUGACUUAGCCAAGGACCUCUACAAGGAGAUGCUGGCCUCCAGUGUUAAGCCUUCAGUGGCCACUUUCUCCAUCCUCAUCCGCCUCUACGCCCAAUGCAAACGUUGGGAUGAAGCUGUUGACCUUCUUCGCCAGGAACUUCCAGCUCAGCGGGUGGUGCCAGAGCCAAGGCUGUACGGUCAGUUGGCGCAGUGCUGCCUCCGCGACCGACAGGGCCGGCGUGCGACCGAGGUCUACAAGAUGCUCACAGAUCAUUCCACGCCCACUGCCGCGAUGAACAGCACGCUUCUCGGCAUGUGUGCCAAGCUCAACAUGCUGGACACAGGUGCGGAGAUCAUGCACUUGGCAGCCAAUGCAGCUUCCCGCGUCGACCCAAGAGAUGCAGCGAUGAUGCUUGAGGCCGCCCUUCGCAAGAAGAAGCCGCAAGUAAUGGACACUCUGAAGGAUGCCAUGAUCAAGUUGAAGCUUCCGGUUCACGCAUAA